UGGUCACACUGCAAUCAAAAACAAGAAUAAUAGCAAUUCCGCUGCCCCAUUUUGUGUGUUUUUGUACAAAGUGCAAAGUGUAAAUAUCGUUCUGUUGUUCACCAAAUUCCGCCUUCCUCUGGAGGAUCUGCGUCGUCCCGUUUUCGUGCGCGUUACUUCUGCUGACGUAGUUGUUUUCGUCGUCCCCGUCGCAGUCGCCGUUGCCCGUCACGUCUUGUGACUCUCUCCGUUUGCUGGCAGCGAGCGCAUUUGAAAAGAAAGUCGUAAAAAUAUAGAAAAACUAGAUAGAAGGGGAGGAGUAGUUGCCACCGUCGUCGUCGACGUCACACACAAACACAUACACUCAUACACGUACGCACAGAGAGAGCUCCACACCGAUACGAACUGACUGCAGCAGCGAAGCAGAAACAACAACAACAGCAAGAAGAAGAGAACAGAGCAUUGCAGCAGUGGAGCAGCUUGCUUUGGAGCACUUAAACAGCAAAUAAAAACAUAAAAGCAAAAGAAAACUUUUAGCCUUUGAAAAGACACAAAUCCAAACAUAAAAGCAAAAGUCACAAAAAGUUUCUUCUUGUGUGUGUAGCAAAAAUAAAAACGAAACGAAAAUGAGAAAGCAAAAGGACGAUAUGCAGGUCAAUGUUGCCGGUCUACGCAGAAACAUCAAGAACCUAGCGCACAAUUAUUCCGAUGCUCAGGUCAAAGUGCGCGAGGCCACGUCGAAUGAUCCAUGGGGUCCGUCGGCUGCCAUUAUGGGCGAGAUUGCGGAUCUCACCUACAACGUGGUGGCCUUCUCGGAGAUCAUGCAAAUGAUUUGGAAGCGUCUCAACGAUCAUGGCAAGAACUGGCGGCACGUCUACAAGGCGCUCAUCCUGCUGGAGUACCUCAUCAAGAUUGGCACCGAGAAGGUGGCGCAGCAGUGCAAGGAGAACAUUUUUGCCAUUCAAACGCUGCGCGAGUUUGUGUACUUUGAGGAGGGCAAGGACCAGGGCACCCAUGUGCGCGAGAAGGCCAAGCAGCUGGUCACGCUGCUCAAGGACGAUGAGCGACUCAAGAACGAGCGGGUGAAGGCGCUGAAGGCCAAGGAGCGCUUUGCGCUGCAUCCCAGCGGCUUUGGCAGCGACGGCUACAUUGACGGGCCCUCGCAGCGUGACAUGCCGCCGGGCUGGCAAGAGGAGCCGCCCAAAUCACAAUCAGAACUGGAAAUGGUUCGGCCACAGACCGCUGGCGAGGAGGAACUCCAACUGCAGCUGGCGAUGGCCAUGUCACGCGAGGAGGCCGAGCAGGAGGAGGCCAAGAGACGAAGCGACGAUGUGCGCCUGCAGCUGGCCCUCAGCCAGAGCGAACAGGACUUCAACGGCCAACCCAUCACCAGACCCAAGAAGGAGGAGCCCCAGAGCCAUUUGCUGGACUUGCUGGACAUUUCGCUGGGCGCCACAAGCAUUUCGAGUCCGCCGCUGGGCGCUGCUGGCGGCGCACCUGCGGCCGUUGUCGAUCCCUGGGCCACGCCCGGUGCUGCCCGUGCGCCCAGUCAGCUGUCGGACCCGUGGUCGGGCACCUCCUCGCCGCAAGUGGAUCCCUGGCAUCCCUCGGCCGCACCGCGCACCAUUAUGGGCGCUGGAGUGCCCAUUAGCUCGGCCAUGGGCGGCGCCGUCGCUCCUGGAGAUGCGUGGGGUCUGCGCACACAAUCACCUUCCGUGGCCUCCGGCUCCUCCAACGAGGGCUGGCUCCAGACCAAUGGGAAUGCCAACCAAAAUGGACGCGGUGCCACGCCUGCAGGCGGCGCUCCCUUCGAGGCGCUGAUGACGAGAACCAAUGCGGGCAGUGCCCUGGCAGCGGCGGCGUCAGCGAGCAAUCAUGCUGGCAACAAUGGCAGCGCCUCGGCGGAUCCUUGGCUGGCAGAGCCAGCGGGUGCAGCAGCCAUGGCUCCAGCGGAUCCUUGGACCCUCGGAGCACCGGUGCAGCCAGCUCUGGAUGAUCCCUGGAAGGCACUGGGCGCAGGCACGGGUGCUAUAAAGAAACAUUCGCCCGAGUUUGAUGAAUUCGAUUUGAUAACAAACCGCAACAAGAGCGCCGAUCAAAGCAACUCGAAUGCCUCCAACAAUAACAAUAAUGCUUCUCUGCUGGACGACAUGGAUCCUUUAUCUUUGAACUACGGCAAUGGCGCUGUCAGCACGAGCUCCGUGCAUCCCUCGACGGGUGCCACUGCAAAGAAACCGCUCAAGGAUCCGCACUCGUUCUUAGGCGAGAAUUCGGCGCUGGUUAAUCUGGAUAAUCUGAUCAAACCGAUUGCGCCGCAAACGCAAACGGGCAAUGCCCCAGCCUACAAUCCAUUCAGCGAUAACGUGAUGCCACCCAAAACGAAUCUAUUCCAGCAACAGCAGCCAGCCGUGCCGUCCAUCAAUCAGCUGAAACAGCAGGCGCCCUUUGCAGUCAGCAUGAACCAGGAUCCCUGGGCGCCCGUCAUGGGCGGUGGCGUCAGUCAGUCGCAGCUAAAGCUACCGCCACCCGUGCGUCCGACCAGCCUCAAUUUGGGCAUGCCCACAGCUCCGGUCUAUGCCACAGGCUUGGGGGAAUUUGAGCUCUUGAGUGCGUUUAGUAAUCCCAUCAUUCCCUCUGUCACACACCCACAAAUACACAACCAUCCAAAGCCGACAGCGGAACAGAUUUACACUCAGUCGUACAGCAGCAGCAAGAGUCCCAGCAACACGCUAAGUCCUGGCAUUGACAGCAUACGCAAUAUGGAUCUGUUCAGCGAGAUGCCGCAGCCGACGCGUCCCUACUUCAAUAGUCCCACAGCCCAUGAAGCUGAACCCCGAUAUAUAUCCGAUGUGUACAAUAGCAAUAGCAACAGCAACAACAAUAACUAUGGCGCACCGGCCCUGUACUCUACCUAUGCGUCCAGCUAUAGCAGCGCCUUAUCCGAUUCGCUGGCCGAAACGCCGGGCAUCAAAAUUGCACCCAUGAACUUUGGGGAUGCAGUCGGGGAGGAUGUACGCAAUUAUGGCAUGUCCACGGCUGCUGCCUGCAAGCUGGAACAAAAUAACAACAUGCCUUGGAUCAAACCGGAAGCAGGAGCAACAAAUCCAUUUUUGUCAUAAGGAGCAGGAAUGCAACAGCAGAACGGAUUCAAGACGGAUGUCAGCGGAGCGGAGUCAAUCACUAAAAGAACAUGGGAGAAGCCAGAGAAUCGACUGCUUGAGGCUUUUUGGCUUUUGGCUGGUGUGUGUGCCCAUAAAGAACCACAGUAAAACGACAGCAAAAACCACAGCAAUUUAGCUCUAUCAACUGCAGCAUGAAAAUAUGAAUUAAUUAAUAAAUUAAUGUGUAAGAAAGUAUUAUUAAACUGUAAAAUAUGUGAUGUACAACAGAGAGAGAGAGAGAACGAGAGAGAAAGGGAAACAAGCGAGAGCACACCAGACCGGGCCACCACUCUGUCUCUGAGCACUCGGGACUCCACUCCACAAACAAACACGGAACUUGAGUCUAGACAAAACACACAACACAAACAUUUGCAAUAACUGAAAUCAGGCAGCACAGACGCCACUCGACUGGCAAUGAAAUUAUUUUACUACUCUUCACAACAUUCUAAACGUAACAGAAAGUUGAGUGGCAAUGUGGCUGCAACCCUCACACACACACACCCACACACACCUGGCACUGUUGCAGAGUUACAAAAAAAAAGUAACGAGAAGCCAGAACAGCCAGUAGCGAGUGCAGAUCGAAAACAAAGAGUCCAACAAAAAAAAAACGAGAGAUGCAAAUAAUGAAUGAAAAACAAAACUAAAUGAGAGAAAAAAAUUGUUAUAUAGCUUUAAAAAAAUUGUGCAUUGGUCAAAGAAGGAAUGUUAAAAACAGCAGCAGGAGGAGGAGGAGCAUGAACCAAUUAAUGAAUUAAUUAAUUAAUUAAUGUGUGUAAUGCUUGUAAUUGUAAUUGUAAAUGUAAUUGUGAAAUGUUAAAUGUCUCAUUUUUGUACAAGUUUUUAAAAACACACACACACACACACGUACAUACAGACAUUUUUACUGAUAUUUUAGAGAUGGCAAUCGAUUCGCUUGUGUUCGCUUUUGGUCCACACACACCGCCCCCACGAGUUUUGCUGUUGAAAUGAUUUUUUUACACAUAUAGAAACUAGUUUGAAAUUUACAAAGAGAAAAAUAAAAGAAAAAAGAGCGAGCGAGAACGCUUAAGAAGGAGCGAGUAGAAGCGUACAGCGAGUAGAGGGCGUGGAACUAAACGAAGCAAAAGCAUAAAACAAAUAUGAAUGGUAUACAUUUUAGGCUAGAAUACGUAAUGAAUUGUGUAAGCGUAACUUAAUGAUAACGAAAUA
Messenger RNA from Drosophila guanche, 4328 nucleotides. It is a transcript of the gene lqf, whose product is annotated as epsin-1. Gene Ontology annotation, molecular function: clathrin binding; phospholipid binding. The record is from RefSeq and is a predicted model, not a curated record. Gene Ontology annotation, cellular component: plasma membrane; endosome; clathrin vesicle coat. The transcript is spliced from 10 exons. The coding region runs from base 606 to 3098 and encodes 830 amino acids. Gene Ontology annotation, biological process: endocytosis. NCBI's taxonomy places the organism in Eukaryota, Metazoa, Arthropoda, Insecta, Diptera, Drosophilidae.